Molecule: messenger RNA, 2052 nt
Organism: Talaromyces marneffei
Lineage: Eukaryota; Fungi; Ascomycota; Eurotiomycetes; Eurotiales; Trichocomaceae
Exons: 3
Coding region: 1-2052 (683 amino acids)
Biological process (GO): positive regulation of transcription by RNA polymerase II
Cellular component (GO): nucleus
Molecular function (GO): DNA-binding transcription factor activity, RNA polymerase II-specific; transcription cis-regulatory region binding; zinc ion binding
Source: RefSeq, a predicted model, not a curated record
AUGUUCGCGCAGACCAAAGGCGAAAGCUCCUGCUCCAAUUGCCGCGCCAAGAAGGUCCGUUGUGACCGAAUCAGGCCAAAAUGUUCAUCCUGUAGGAAAAGUGGCCUAGAAUGCCUCGCCCCAGAGCCCCGACCCCGCAUACUGUGGAUGAGGCCAAAGACGGCAGAGGCAUUCAAGCGAGGCGACGUCCACGAGGAGACUGAGACAUAUGCCAGACGUCGGCCGUUAUUCAAAGCCAACCAGCAAGCUCAAAAUGCGGCUGACCUUCUUGAACUCGUUUCACAAGCACCAAUUGAAGUGAUGCUGGAGUCUAUCGACCGAAAAGAAGCAGCUGUGGAACUGGGUGGGGUUAUUCGCAACGGGCCUUUUCAAAUGUUCAGGGGCCGUACAUUGGGAUCAUCAAACUCGAUAGACUUCAUUCAGGAUGAUCAAUCAAGUCCUAUUCAUAUGGAAUCGUGGAGUACUCCGGUCCCUGAUCUUGAUGAAAUUGAUAGGUAUAUACUCCAAACGAGCACGGAUAGAACACACUCGCCAACGGCAACACCACAAGAAGUUGGAUUGCAAUUUCAAACCGUCAUCAAUGAUAGUCUUCCCCUCGACAAAGGAUCGUCAGGCAUCAGCUCCGACUUUCCAUCAUUUAUACCAAGUCAUAUACCGCCAGAAAUAUCGCCGGAAUGCGCGACAGACCUCAAAGAUAUUGACAUGUCCACAGUAAAAUUGCUCCUGGAUUAUUAUCAAAACACAUUAGUUCCACGUCUCACCCCUGCAGAAGUUCCAUACAAAAGCCCCUGGAAAACUCUAUACAUUCCGAACAUUCUCAGUGCUGUCGGGGACGUCGUAUUAAGUGGCAAUGGAAGCAACGCGAAAAUGUCCCUCAUGUUCGCUGCUCUUGCUAUUAGUGCCUUCAACCUCGAUGGCCUUGAUAGAUCUACAGGUGAUGAAAGUGCAAUUCAAGCAAGAGAUUGGCGUAAACUAGGUCGAAUAUAUCGAGAAAGAGCAACCAAGAGACUGAAGUCUUCAUUGCUCGUACUUUCGACCGUACAGACAAAGAAAGAGAAGUACAAGGAUAUCCUCAUGUCAAUGUUGAGCAUGAUUACCAUUUGCGUGGUCAGUGGCGACAUGGAAAAUGCGGCACAUUACUUGCGUGAUCUCGGUCAAUACAUCAGUAUUUAUGGCAUGCCAAAGCUGUUCAAGUCUCGCAAAGUCCAAAUGCUGCAUAGUAUUUAUCUUUACCUAUGCAUAUUAACCAGGUGCCCUGAUACUCAAGCGCAAGGGUUUGCCAUUAUGUCGACCCAUGGACCCAACCAGGACGUAGCACUGUCAUCUCAACAACCUCCGACAUGGGAUAUACUGGUGCAGUGCUCACCGGAUGAGCAAUUGAAUGACCAAGUGCUAGCAGCCGAAAUGUUAUACUUUCCGAAAUCUAUCUUUGAACAGAUAUAUUCAAUCCCUGAAUCGUUGUUCAAACUAAUCCUGCAAACGACGCAGCUGGCGGGUGAAGUCGCAAAGAUAUCCUCUCGCGACAAAUUAAUACUGGGUGGCGAUGAGUUGCUGGCAAGCAAGAUAAAAGACCUCGAAGGCAAAAUCUGCAGCUGGGAUUACAAUGACGUUGUCGGUGUGCAACCAAUUCAUCGACCUCCCAAGGAGCAAUUCCCACAUCAUUUCGUACAAGCGAUGUAUGCGGCUCUGAUGAUAUAUUUCUAUCGAGGUGUUAGAGACUUGCAUAUUGCUGCAGUACAGCCAUACGUUGAGCAAACCAUUUAUCAUCUUAUGGAAUUUGACAAAAUGAAAGAACCGUAUAAUGACAGGUCGUCGAAUACUUGUUGGCCUGGGUUUAUUGCGGGAUGUGAAGCCACUCAAAUCAAGACACGGAAUCAAAUUGAUGCCUGGAUGGAACGCUCCGCGCAAGAUAGCGGUUUCCGUAUGUUUUCAGUUGCUCGUCGUGCGAUACAGAAAGUAUGGAAUGCGAGGAGUCAGUCGAGGAAUCAGAAUCUUUCUUGGAAUGGUAUUCUGAAAGACUGUAGUGACUUGAGGGUCCUAGUAUUGACAUAA